CGGCCCCUCAGCCCCGUCAGGCGGCGCCGCGGGCAGCCCGGGCCGCCGGGGCCUGCGCCACCCCCGCCGCCCCGCUCCGCCGCCCCGCCCCGCUCCGCUCCGCUCCGCUCUCACCCGGCGCCGGCACCGCGCAGCCGAUCGUCCCCGGAGCCCCGCGGAGCCGCUGCCCCCCAGGAUGAGCCGCUUGCGCUGCCCCGUGCGUCGGCACCCCGGAGCGGAGAGGCGGCGGCGCGGGAUGGGAUCGCACCAGCUUUGAAGCGCGCAGACCCGCCACUGCUAUGGGAGACUCCGUGGUAGACCCAGCCCGAGGGACAGGCGUGGACCAGGCGCCCGGCUCAGCGCCCCAAGGGAAUGGCGGGACGUCCCUCAGCGUCAUCACGGAAGGUGUCGGGGAGCUGGCGGUCAUCGACCCCGAGGUGGCGAAGAAAGCCUGCGAAGAGGUCCUGGAGAAGGUCAAGUUGAUGCACGGCGUCUCCUCCGACAGCUUGACGAAACCGGCCGAUGGCAGCGAGGCCGAGCGCGCCCCACGGACCGCGGUGGAUUUGGCCAACGGAGACAUCGUGGAGGGCUGUGAAAUCAAGUGCUUGGACGAUCCGCCUGGCACGGCCUCUAAGAUCCAGGAGGAGGACGAGACCGUGGCCAACACUGUGAAAACCGCCCGGAAGCGGCAGAAGAAUAACUCUGCUAAGCAGUCCUGGCUCCUCCGGCUCUUUGAAUCCAAACUCUUUGAUAUCUCCAUGGCCAUUUCAUACUUGUACAAUUCAAAGGAACCUGGUGUGCAGGCUUACAUUGGGAAUAGGUUGUUCUGCUUUAGGAACGAAGACGUGGACUUCUACCUGCCACAGCUGCUGAAUAUGUACAUUCACAUGGACGAGGACGUGGGAGAUGCGAUCAAGCCCUACAUCGUGCACCGCUGCCGGCAGAGCAUCAACUUCUCCCUGCAGUGUGCCCUGCUGCUGGGUGCCUACUCCUCGGACAUGCACAUCUCCACUCAGCGACACUCCCGCGGGACCAAGCUGCGGAAACUCAUCCUCUCGGACGAGUUGAAGCCAGCUUACAAGAAGAGGGAGCUGCCGUCGCUGAGCCCGGCGCCCGAUAUGGGGCUGUCUCCUUCCAAAAGGACUCACCAGAGGUCCAAGUCGGACGCCACCGUUACCAUCAGCCUGAGCAGCAAUCUGAAGCGCACAGCCAGCAAUCCCAAAGUCGAGAGCGAGGAAGAGGAGCUCUCCUCCAGUACGGAAAGUCUCGAUAAGUCAUUCUCUCCCCCUGUCAGACUUGCCCCCGAGAGGGAAUUCAUCAAAUCCCUGAUCGCCAUCGGGAAGCGCCUGGCCACCUUGCCCACCAAAGAGCAGAAGACCCAGCGGCUCAUUUCCGAGCUGUCGCUGCUGAACCACAAGCUGCCGGCGCGCGCCUGGCUGCCGACGGCCGGCUUCGACCAUCACGUAGUGCGGGUGCCCCACACCCAGGCGGUCGUCCUCAACUCCAAGGACAAGGCUCCCUAUUUAAUCUACGUCGAAGUACUUGAAUGUGACAAUUUCGACACAGCGAAUGUGCCCGCUCGGAUCCCCGAGAACCGCAUCCGGAGCACGCGCUCGGCCGAGAACCUGCCCGAGUGCGGGAUCACGCACGAGCAGAGGACCAGCAGCUUCACCACCGUCCCCAACUACGACAACGACGACGAGGCUUGGUCCGUGGACGACAUCGUGGAGCUGCAGGUGGAGCUGCCAGAGAUUCACACCAACAGCUGUGACAACAUCUCCCAGUUCUCUGUGGACAGCAUCACCAGCCAGGAGAGCCGGGAGCCCGUGUUCAUCGCUGCUGGAGACAUCAGGCGGCGGCUCUCGGAGCAGCUGGCGCACACCCCCACCUCCUUCAAGAGGGACCCCGAGGACCCCUCCGCCGUCGCCCUGAAGGAGCCCUGGCAGGAGAAAGUCAGGAGGAUCCGGGAAGGGUCCCCCUACGGCCACCUGCCCUCCUGGCGCCUCCUCUCCGUCAUCGUCAAGUGCGGGGACGACCUCCGGCAGGAGCUACUCGCCUUCCAGGUCCUCAAGCAGCUGCAGUCCAUCUGGGAACAGGAGCGUGUCCCACUCUGGAUCAAGCCAUACAAAAUCCUCGUCAUCUCCGCCGACAGCGGCAUGAUUGAGCCAGUCGUGAAUGCUGUGUCCAUCCACCAAAUCAAGAAGCAAUCCCUGCUUUCGCUGCUGGAUUAUUUCCUGCAAGAACAUGGCAAUUACAACACCGAAUCCUUCCUGACGGCCCAGAGGAAUUUCGUGCAGAGCUGUGCCGGUUACUGCCUGGUGUGCUACCUCCUGCAGGUCAAGGACAGGCACAACGGCAACAUCUUGCUGGAUGCGGAUGGACACAUAAUCCACAUCGAUUUCGGGUUCAUCCUCUCCAGUUCCCCCAGGAAUCUUGGCUUUGAGACAUCUGCCUUCAAACUCACCACGGAAUUUGUGGACGUGAUGGGCGGCCUGGACGGGGACAUGUUCAACUACUACAAGAUGCUGAUGCUGCAGGGUCUCAUCGCUGCGCGGAAGCACAUGGAUAAAGUCGUGCAGAUCGUGGAGAUCAUGCAGCAAGGGUCGCAGCUCCCCUGCUUCCACGGCUCCUCCACCAUCCGCAACCUGAAGGAGCGGUUCCACAUGAACAUGACGGAGGAGCAGCUGCAGCUGCUGAUCGAGCAGAUGGUGGACGGCAGCAUGCGCUCCAUCACCACCAAGCUCUACGACGGCUUCCAGUACCUCACCAACGGCAUCAUGUGAUGGCCGCGGCCGCCCUCUCCCGCAACGUCUCCGUGCCCGGCCCGGGCCUGAGCUUCGUCCCCGGGGACGAGGUCUCGGUCCUCGACGGUAAAAAGGAAGCCGAGUCUCAGCAUCUUCCCGGGGCUGCUUUUUGCCAAGACUCUUCAACGAAAUGAAA
Molecule: messenger RNA, 2919 nt
Organism: Chroicocephalus ridibundus (black-headed gull)
Lineage: Eukaryota; Metazoa; Chordata; Aves; Charadriiformes; Laridae
Gene: PI4KB
Product: phosphatidylinositol 4-kinase beta
Exons: 13
Coding region: 279-2762 (827 amino acids)
Biological process (GO): phosphatidylinositol-mediated signaling; phosphatidylinositol phosphate biosynthetic process
Cellular component (GO): membrane; cytoplasm
Molecular function (GO): 1-phosphatidylinositol 4-kinase activity
Source: RefSeq, a predicted model, not a curated record